Molecule: messenger RNA, 2035 nt
Organism: Adelges cooleyi (spruce gall adelgid)
Lineage: Eukaryota; Metazoa; Arthropoda; Insecta; Hemiptera; Adelgidae
Product: 4-hydroxybutyrate coenzyme A transferase
Exons: 9
Coding region: 322-1788 (488 amino acids)
Biological process (GO): acetate metabolic process
Cellular component (GO): mitochondrion
Molecular function (GO): acetate CoA-transferase activity
Source: RefSeq, a predicted model, not a curated record
UCUCAUUCUCUUGGGACUUGGCACUGUCCUGUCUCAUCGGUACCAAUUCGGUUGCCAGGAAGGAAGAGUUCACCUAAUUCAGUUGAAUAGAUUAAUUUCUUGACGUCACUGGACUUACCCAACAAUACAAUUUUAUCGGCUACUUAAAUAGUUACACUAAUCGUAACAAAUGCAGUGCCAGCAUACCUAUUAACUGACUAACUUGUUAUUUAGCUUACAUUAACACAUAUUAGUCUACUGGUCUCUACUUUUUGAACCUACGAAAAACUAUUUACGAAUUAAUUUUUUUCUUGAAUAAUUAUUAUUUUUUAGUUAAAAAUUAUGGCAUCAGCUAUAAACAGAAUUGGCUUUCGAUUUACUGUUGGAAAUCAAGGCUCAAAGAAAAUAUGGAGUACAAUUGUUCGCAAUGGAACUAAUUCAAAAUCUUAUUUCACAUAUACACCUCAAGUAUCUCAAAUUCUAGAUCGUGAACCAAAAUGGGUAUCGGCUGAUGAAGCUGUUCAAUGCAUUAAAUCUGGUGAUACUGUUUUUGUUGGCGGUGCUGCUAGUACACCUAUUGAAGUGCUGCGUAGCAUGACUGAUCAUGGCAAACAAAAGCAACUGAAAAAUGUGCGUGUAUGUAGCAUGCACACUGAAUUUGAAUCUCCUUAUUCGGAACCUGAGUGUGCAGACAUUUUUAGACCAACAGCAUUUUUUAUAAGUGCUAAUCUGAGGAAGUGCAUUAAUGAGGGCAGAGGAGAUGCUAUACCACUGUUUCUGCAUGAUAUACCAUAUUUAUUUGAACGUAAACUCAUACCAGUUGAUGUAUCAAUAAUUACUGUGUCGCCUCCAGAUCAUCAUGGUUUUUGUAGUCUUGGUACAAGUGUUGAUUGUAUAAGAUCAGCAUUAAGUCAUUCGAAAGUGAUCAUUGCCCAAGUCAACAAGCAUAUGCCGCGUACUUUUGGUGAAGCUAUUAUUCAUCAGUCACACAUUGAUUUUGCGGUCAAGCAUGAUCGCGAAUUACCAGUUCAUGGUGAUAAAGCACCAACGGCUACUGAAUCUGCUAUCGGCAAGCAUAUAGCUGAUAAUCUAGUAGAAGACGGAGCUACAUUACAAAUGGGCAUAGGUGCUAUACCUGAUGCCACAUUGAGCUGUCUGAAAGACCAUAAAGACUUGGGAAUUCAUUCUGAGAUGUUCAGUAUUGGAGUUAUAGACUUAGUCAGAUCCGGAGUCAUAACAAAUCAUAAUAAAAAAUUGGACCGUGGACUAAUUGUUACUAGUUUUCUGAUGGGAAACCAGAAGUUGUAUGAUUUUGUCGAUAACAAUCCAUUAAUUUGUAUGAGACAAGUAUCAUAUACCAACAAUGUGCACAUAAUAUCUCAACAGCCAAAAAUGACUGCAAUCAAUUCGUGUAUUGAAGUUGAUUUAACUGGCCAAAUUGUUUCUGGAUCUAUUGGUUACAGAAUGUAUUCAGGUUAUGGAGGACAAGUAGAUUUCAUUAGAGGAGCUGCUGAAGGCUUUGAUGGCAAAGGCAAACCAAUUAUUGCUCUAGGCUCUGUUAACCCCAAAACUAAAGAUGAACGGGGUGUACCUACCAGCAAAAUAGUACCAAUAAUUAAAGAAGGAGCUACAGUUGUUACCACCAGUGCUCAUGCUCAUUAUGUUGUGACUGAAUUUGGUGUUGCGUCUUUGUUUGGAAAAAGCUUAAGACAACGAGCACAUGCACUAAUUAAUGUCGCCCAUCCAGACCACAGGGAGUGGUUGGAAAAAGCGUCGUUUGAUCGCCUAAAGGUUAUGCCCAGUGCAUAAUAACCUUAAUGUAUUAUUUACUAUUGUUUCUUUUUAUUAUUAACUUAUUUAUUAAUUGAAUUAAAUAUUAGUGUCUUACACAUGAUAUGAAUUCUAAACAUUAAGUAUUUAUGUGUUUUAUUAAUAUACAUACAAAAAAUAUGGGAUUGUAUAUUUAAAGGCAAAAUUAAUAUACUAUUGUUCUUUUUAUAGCAAAUAGCUAAAUAUAUAUUAUAUACUUGCAUACUACAUAGUACUAAGUUUAAUA